This is a messenger RNA of Rattus norvegicus (Norway rat), 2482 nucleotides long. RefSeq names its product RAD9 checkpoint clamp component A (gene Rad9a). Gene Ontology annotation, cellular component: checkpoint clamp complex; nucleus; cytoplasm. The record is from RefSeq and is a predicted model, not a curated record. Lineage: Eukaryota; Metazoa; Chordata; Mammalia; Rodentia; Muridae. Gene Ontology annotation, biological process: DNA damage checkpoint signaling; DNA repair. Gene Ontology annotation, molecular function: double-stranded DNA 3'-5' DNA exonuclease activity.
GUUUCCAUGGGAACCUCGACCCCAAGUAAUCGGGACAGUUCUUCUCUGAGGGGUUAGUUAGAAUAUUGCUCCCUCAGAUAAAAGGAAGGCAGGACCGGAUUUGCCGACAAUUACGGGGACAAAGUGGGGGAACUUCACCUGCCUCCAGGGACCAACACUGCCAAAUUCUCCGGGGUGUCCUGGAGUACGCGCGCUCCCGGGGCCUCGGCGUCCUGAGGAGUUCGGCGAGACCAGAGUUUGGCUCUCUGGCCUGCAAGGUGCUCUCACCUUGAGCCAAUUUCUAAAUCUUGUCACCCUCCAGCGCAGGGCCUACGCAACACACACAGAUAUGGGAUGAUUCAGACCUUCAGGAGACUAUGAGUGCUCCCCUUUUUGGAAACAUAAACCCAGGAGAGACCUUACCCGAAAGAUCGCCCUGGUUUGUACCUGGAAGCCUGCGGUUGCUCUGCGUCUGCUUCAUCUCCGCUGGCUGCAGAUAACCGCUUGCACGGUGUGUGGGAUUCCUUCACGGCUCACUGUCAGAUGAAGUCUGUGCUGGGAAAGGCUGUCCAUUCGCUAUCCCGAAUCGGGGACGAGCUCUAUCUGGAACCCUUGAAGGACGGGCUCUCCCUACGGACUGUGAACUCUUCCCGUUCUGCCUAUGCCUGCUUCCUCUUUGCCCCCCUCUUCUUCCAGCAAUACCAGGAAGCUUCCCCUGGUCAGGAUCUGCUGCGCUGUAAGAUCCUGAUGAAGCUUUGUUGGGCCAGUGAUGGACCAGGGCCUACAUGGGAUGUAGAGCUGGUCCAUGGAAGCAGAGUGCCAGGCCGAUGUCCUACCCUGCCCAGUCCUUCCUGUCCGUCUUCCGCUCUCUGGCAACGGUGGAGAAGACUGUGGAGAAGUGCUGCAUCUCCCUCAGUGGCAGCAACAGCCACCUGGUGGUCCAGCUUCACUGCAAAUAUGGACUGUGAAUCCCUGCAGGCUGUCUUCGACCCAGCCUCAUGCCCCCACUUACUCCGCACCCCAGCACGGGUUCUGGCAGAGGCGGUUCUGUCCUUUCCCCUUGCGUUGACUGAGGUGACCCUGGGCAUUGGCCGUGGCCGACGCGUCAUCCUGCGCAGCUACCAGGAAGAGGAGGCAGAUAGCACCAGCAAGGCCAUGGUGACUGAGACGAGCAUUGGGGAGGAGGACUUCCAGCAGCUGCAUGCCCCAGAAGGGAGAGCUGUCACCUUCUGUCUCAAGGAAUUUCGGGGGCUCCUGAGCUUUGCAGAGUCUGCAAAUUUGCCUCUUACUAUCCACUUUGAUGUUCCAGGCAGGCCAGUCAUCUUUACCGUUGAGGACUCUUUGCUAGAUGCCCACUUUGUCUUGGCCACACUUUUAGAGCAAGACUCAUGUUCCCAGGACCUGUGUUCCCCAAAGCCCCAUCAGCCAGUGCCUCAGAAGCAGCCACACAGCACACCCCACUCAGAUGACUUUACCAAUGAUGACAUCGACUGUUACAUGAUUGCCAUGGAAACCACCGUGGGCAACGAGAGCUCCCGGGCACAGCCUUCCACUUCCCUCCCACCUGUUCCCCAGGCCUCCCAUGACCUUGCCCCUCCCUCAGAGGAGGAAGAGGAGGAAGCUGAGCCUAGUACAGUGCCUGGGACUCCCCCACCCAAGAAGUUUCGUUCACUUUUCUUUGGCUCCAUCCUGGCCCCUAUACAUUCCCCCCAGGGUCCCAACCCUGUGCUGGCUGAAGACAGUGAUGGUGAAGGCUGAACUUGAGAAACUGAAGUCUGUGUCCAAAGGCUCACGGACCAGAAGCAGGCCCAGCCACAGGCAGAGUUGGGCAUUAGUCUCUGGACAUGAGAAAAGGACAUGAGAAAAGGUCUAUGCCUUGGGUAGGCCCCACUUGGCUGUCUGCUUCAGAGCUACCUAGGCAACCAUGUUUGGUCUGUUUACUCAGCCUAUACUCUGGUGCCCGGCUAUCACCUGACAGAUUCUUCACCUCUUACUUUGAGGCUCUACAGUAUCUGGUCAGAGCCAGAAACUUAAGCUUCCUUAGGCUCACCUGCCUCUAAAAAAGAUCAAUGUUGAACACACGCUCUCUGCCAAUCAUGAACUCCCAUCAGACCCUUCUGUGGUCCUAACACUUGGGCCUUGGCUUAGAAUCCCAAUUGCCUCUAGACCUGACUAGCCCUGGCUGGGCCCAUGUCCAGCCACUGUCUGCCCUCCCCGGUGGCUUUGUACCAAAGGACUGCUGGCCCACUAUCUGGGAUGAGGGAGACAGAGGCCAUGGCGAGAAUCCAGCUUUGACCUUUAUUCAAGAGACCAGAUGGGUUGCCCCAGGAUCUGGCUGCCAGCCAUGCAAGGCUGGAGACCCACAAUCUGGUCUGCCAUUGCCCUGAGCUGCAGCCUUGGCCCCAGGAUUCCACUUGCAGCCACCACAGGUGCUGGUGGGAGGGAGCCCUGGGGAAUUAGAUGCUGCUAUUGAUUCUUUAAAAAAUAAAGGAAAGACACUUAA